AUGGACAUAGACGAAGAAGUCGAUAUCUGGUAUCAAGUUGAAGGUCGUGCAUCGGCGUUAAUAGAAGGAUUCACUGGGCAAUUCGUCAAUGCACUGUUAGAAGAAAUCGUUGUAAAAGAAAAGUUGCAGGUCGCCGCAUCAACGUUGCAGCCUUUUGUCAAGAAGCAAAAUUCCGACGAGAAGAAAUCGUUGCGUGAGCUGGAAGACGAACUUUGUCGCAGCCAAACGUUGAAUUUCAAAGAUCUCGUCACAAAACAUGACAUUUGGAGAAGGAAUCCCAUCAUCAUUCGGCUGCCAGCUGGCACUUCUGCCACUCCUAUAAAAAUGAAGAUCGAAGAUGCUUUUCCCAACGGAUUGCCAUACAAAGGUCCAAGUUCUUUGCUUUAUACUGUCGGUUUGAACUGGAAAUAUCAACUACAUCCGGAUUUGAAACGACUAUUGCGACGUCACCUUAAAGCACAUUAUGAACAUUACAAUCAAAAGCAGUUUGACAAAACGAAUAUCCCACUCUUUCUAUUCCUCUCUGGAGCUGGCACUGGAAAGUCUCGCAAUGGCUCCGAAUUUCACCAGACAGCACUCUCAUGCUUACAAGAAGAGGACUAUGAGUUGAGAGAAAGAAUAAACAAGGCCUGGGUAUUCCAUGUUAGCUUUGAGAAUGGCACCAGCAUAUUGCCAAAUGAUGAGAGCAGUGCAUACCGAGCUGUUGGCAAUCGGAUGCUCUUACAACUUCUUGCAAAUGACACAAGUGACAUGCAGCUAGCUGACAUCAUUGAUAAUUAUGAGCAGCCAGAUCCAUGGCAAGUUUUAAGACUGGUUGCCAAGUUCAAAAGCAUGUCCUUGAAGGAGGAAGCUACAGUCAUCUUGGUUGUUGAUGGAUUGCAGACUGUUAUGAAAACACCUGCAGAUGGGCAUGAAGCAGGCUCUGACUUUUACCAAACUUUGACAAAUAUUGCAGAUCUUGCAUUAAAAGGUGCAUUUCUAAUCCCCUGCUGCACUGCAACAGUUACCAACCCUGUAGAUGAUGCUUUGAAAUAUACACAUUGGAAUCAUGUUGUCCUACCAAUGGCUACUCUGGAAUCACCAGAAAUCUAUCAGAAUGGCAUCUGGAAAAAGGUUUUUGAUGAAGAUGACCACUUAAUCAAAAUUCUUGUGAGUGACUGUGGAGGUCAUGGAAGGGCUCUCGAAUCUCUUCAAGAGGUUCUGCAGGAAAAUGAUAUCAAGAGUGCCAAUGUUGAUUUGUUGAUGAACAAUCUAUAUGAAAAGCUUCAUAACCGGUACUCAGAGGCAGUCAAGAUUUCCACCCGUGAAGCACAGGCAAUUGCACGUGCAGCAUUGACCCACACUAAAUUGGAGUUCAACGAAAUUGUCCCUGGCACUGAUAGAUUACCCUACAAACUUGCUAUUCCUGGGUUGGUUCGAUAUUAUCAGCCAGGCAGUGGCACAAGUGGAUACUUUGAUUUGCCAUACAUAUGGAUAUGGAUAAUGUCAUAUAAACCAAAUGAAGAUAGAGAUAUGCUUCUUACAAAUUGGCAUUUCUGUGACUAUGGGGAGCACCAGUCAAAGAUGGAUUCAAGAUAUCCACCUGGUUCUCAAUUCUGGCAACACUUUGAACAUUUUGCUGCAACUUUUCGUUGCUUGAAGUCCAAGGUGCUAGAUGAGGGUGGAUUGACAAAUAUCUCAACAGUUCAUGCUGGAGCGCGAUUGAAUGGUGAUGCCCAAUUUAUAAACCAUCAUCUAGAGCUAGAGGUCUCCUCUUACCAACAAGAUACAAAAUCAGCAAGCUAUCCUUCUAAUAUGCCAUGGAAUAUUGCUUGUGAAUAUGAAACAGUUGAUAUCAGCCAGGGGAGGCACUGUAUUCUCAAUGGAACAUCAGCACCAAAUGGUGACUCAUUUCUCUGUUUGGACUCAACACCAGCCAUGAAUGAAGUCCACCAAUGCAAACUGCUAAAAUCAACAUCAAUUACAGAAGCUGACUACUUAACUGAACGAGCAAAAUCGGCAUCAGCCAAUGACUUCUUUAUACUCUACACAACCAAAAGAAAUGUUGAUGUCAACCUUCCAAAUCUCUCUGCAAUUGUGGAUGGAUCAAAUUGGAAGGAUUACUUUGGCCCAUUUGCUGGCAGAGCAUUUAUUUUUGCUAAUGAAGGUGUUCUCAACAUCAACAAUUGCAGUCGUACAGACCUCAUUCGAAUGCGGAAUAUUGGUGAAGGAAAGGCUGAUACAAUCCUCAAAGAAAGGAGUAAGAGGAAGUUUGAUAGUGUUGAAGAUGCAAGAUCGAGAACCACAGGCAUAGGCAUGAAUACAUUCAAGCAGUUCCGUUACUGUUAA
Molecule: messenger RNA, 2328 nt
Organism: Paraglomus brasilianum
Lineage: Eukaryota; Fungi; Glomeromycota; Glomeromycetes; Paraglomerales; Paraglomeraceae
Source: the annotation of a GenBank genome assembly